AAACGGCCUCGCCAGAGUUCAAAGGCUGUCCCUUUUCAUCUGCUUUCAAGCCGAAAUACAACCACACGAUAGACUUGCUUCUUGGUUUACUGAUAAGAUCCAUGUUUUCUUCGGCUCUUGUGCAGGAUCUGUGGUGGCUGCAGCCCUGCUCCAAGACUUGGGAUGGAUAGAAAGGACACUCCGAGAAAUAUGACGUCAAUACACCUAUCAUUGUUAUAAUGGAGCGUUUUAAACGUAUUAGCACGCUAUGACUGUGGGCACAUUGUAAAUGGACUAACAUGAUACUACAAUUCAUAUCAUCCUGGCAAGGGGUCAACGUGGAUCAGGGUGCCUUUUAAUAUCUGGCCAGGGAUAGAUAAAACGCUUUGUUGGUUAAUUCUGGGUCAUUACAGCUCAACUACAGUUUCUUUGAUUUUUUUGUUAAAUAAUGAGAAAUGUUCCUGCCAAAUGAAAUAAAUAAACGAAAUAAUACAUAAAGUGACCAGCGCAUGUUGACAUAUUUAAGCAUACCUGUGCUAUUAUAAUAUCAACGUUGUAACACUGUAACAAAAAGUCCAAACAUUUUCACUGGCUAUCAUAAAAACACAUGGGGUGUUAGACAUCGAAAAGGCGGUACAGUUUCUACCUGCUCUGUUUCUAUAUUAUUACGUCUUUAUUUGCGGACCAACGACAACAAACUGCGACGGGUCAGGGUUGCCAGGUUCUGCUGGCUAUCUAUAGACUUGCACGAACCAAAUGUCCUAAAUGUCAAAGUGGUGAAUUCACCGAACUCAUGCUAGUUUUAAAAACAAUAAGUGGUCAGUUAAUAUAUUGCGUUUUACUUUUCAUCAGUCAGCUCACAGGUCUUGGGAAGCAGAGGCUGCUGCUAAAUAUCUGCUCUGGAGUUGUUACAUAGUUCAGUCAGGCUCGCUGCAUGACGUUUGGUGAUGAAAGACACUUGUUUCCUGUGUGACCCCUCCAGUGCCAGCAGAUGGCAGAAGGGACCUGGCUUUUCUCUGCUGUGACCUUGCCCUGCAGUUAGAGGGUUACAAAAACAACCUACUUCCCUCUGAACAAAUCACGCAGGCAUAUUCACACAGAGGAGCAUUCCCUGCUUCUGUCUCGCUCACUAACAAGACUAAAUACAGGCAAUAGUAAGAGAGGCAAGACAACAAGGCAGAUGCUGCACAAGAGGAACUGAAGAGACAUCAGUUUAUUCCAGUGAAGAAGCGUGUCCGAUGGGUAGAGGGGCCACCAAGCUGUUCAGUGCCCUUGCUCAGACCUUCAGCGGCCACUCUCCUCUUCCACUCCCUCCAUCCCACCUAGACCCCCAUCAACCUGCGGACACAAAGCUGGAGCUGGAUUCCUGCCAGGAGCAGAAGGGGUCCCUUAUAUGCCCCCCUAUCUCAUUGGAGCUACUUCAGCAGUGUGAAGAGGCUCUUGGGGACGAACCACGUCGCUUCCACAGGGAGUUCAUUCACCUCAAUGAUGGAGACAGCAGCCCCAUCAGGGUGAUGCAGUGGAAUGUACUAGCCCAAGCUCUGGGUGAGGGACUUGACAGUUUUGUCCAGUGUCCCAUGGAGGCCCUCAGCUGGUCACGCAGGAAGUACCUCAUCUUCGAGGAGAUCCUCACCUACCGUCCUCAUAUCCUGUGUCUGCAGGAGGUUGACCACUACUAUGACACCUUUCAGCCGGUGCUGGCAGGUCUGGGUUAUAGCAGCAACUUCUGCCCUAAACCACAGUCUCCGUGUUUGGGCUUGGAGGGCAACAACGGCCCUGACGGCUGUGCGCUGUUCUUCGAUCAGUCACGAUUCGAGCUCCUGGAUAGUGGCAACCUGCGACUCUCUGCCAUGAGGCUUUCAACCAAUCAGGUUGCCGUGGUGAUGAUGCUACGGUGUCGCAGCACUGCAAGAUGCAUUUGUGUGGCUGUCACUCACCUGAAGGCUCGUUCUGGCUGGGAGUGGCUCCGCAGUGCCCAGGGCUCCGAUCUCCUGCGACACCUCCAGAACUUGGUCCAGAAACACUGUGGUGGGCCCACGGGCGUCCCCAGCUCUGACAUUCCUCUGCUCAUCUGUGGCGAUUUCAACGCAGUCCCAGCUGAGGAAGUGUACCGGCGUUUCAUCACUUCACCUCUGAGUUUGGACUCUGCCUAUAAGAAACUCAGCCAAGACGGUUUGACAGAGCCGGAGUAUACAACAUGGAAGAUCAGACCCACGGGGGAAUGCUGUGCCACUCUGGACUACAUCUGGUAUAGUCAGGACAUGCUGAGAGUAGACGCAGUGUUGGACAUGCCCACUGAGGAACAGAUUGGACCAAACAGGCUUCCGUCUUUUAGCUAUCCAUCUGACCAUCUCUCUCUGGUUUGUGACUUUACCUUUAAGGAGAAGAAGUGAAAAACAAGUGGUGAAUCUAUACACAAGAGGAGAUGGCUCUGAGAAGAGGCAGAGUCGAGGUUGGCUUCCUGUGGGUUUCACUCCACGGGAGAAACUAUGAGGAUGAAGGCAGGAGGCCUAGAACCAGAGUGGGCAGCGGUAAAGUCAGGUUAGACCCUGCAACGACAGUCUACCUCCCCUAACUCUGUCACUGUGCAGUGUUCUCUGCACCAGGUUACCUUCGUUUGUACUCAAGCAUAACUUGCACAGUGAAACCGAGUAGUAGUUGUACUUUUUAGUUAUCAAUUAAAAAUCUAUUAUCAAACUUUAAUUGAAACUGCAGUAUGUUUUGCUUCACACAGCAAUGUACUACAGAGUCACUGAGAAUAAAGUGUUGUUUUUUUUGUUAUAUAUGUGAUGACUAAAUGUUAUGAUUGCUACUUGGAUUUACAAUUUCUUCUCAUUAUUUGAUGUUUGGGAAUUAAAAGGUUGUUUCAUCCAAUAAAAAUAUUUUCUUAUAUACCUUUAACAAUGUACAUCUAUACAUAUAGUUUUGGUUUUAGCUUCCACAUCCUCAGAUUUCUAUCUCCACCUGAAAACAAUGGAGACAUGAAAGGAAUUUUAGCUUUUAUGACUUGAAAAUUUCAACACCAAUAUAUCUACAGAUCUCAUCUGUAUUCACCAGCAUUAAUGUCUUUUGGGCUGCAGUGUAAUAAGACAUCACCCUGGCAAGUGAAACGGUAGUUAUGAUAUUGGGCUAUACAAAUAAAAAUUGCCAUGUAUGAACAAAGUCUGAAGUAAUUAAACCACAUUCAUGUGAGCCAAAGUCAAAUCCCAACAGAGGAUCUUACACAUAAGUGCCAAUGUAAAAUCUUAAAAAAUUGACAUAACCAAGAGGAAAGUGUCACAUUUCAAAUAUCAGUAAAAUCUACUUUAAUACACUUUGAAACAAGAGUACAACAAAAUAGAAUAUACUUCAAAUGUUGAAUAUACAAACAGUUCAGUCUGAACACAAACAUCUUUCUCUCUAGCUUUCCUCUUAAGACAAUGAAAUGUGGGGGCAGAAACACUGCUCUCAGUGUGAACUAAAGUGACCUGGAUCUGACCUUUGAUAUUUUCCCACGGCCAUUUUGCAUAAUCU
This is a messenger RNA of Monopterus albus (swamp eel), 3492 nucleotides long. It is a transcript of the gene noctb, whose product is annotated as nocturnin b. Gene Ontology annotation, biological process: circadian rhythm. Gene Ontology annotation, molecular function: poly(A)-specific ribonuclease activity. Lineage: Eukaryota; Metazoa; Chordata; Actinopteri; Synbranchiformes; Synbranchidae. The coding region runs from base 1218 to 2372 and encodes 384 amino acids. The transcript has 7 exons. The record is from RefSeq and is a predicted model, not a curated record.